Molecule: messenger RNA, 2913 nt
Organism: Acyrthosiphon pisum (pea aphid)
Lineage: Eukaryota; Metazoa; Arthropoda; Insecta; Hemiptera; Aphididae
Exons: 6
Coding region: 145-2304 (719 amino acids)
Source: RefSeq, a predicted model, not a curated record
GGCGGCCCGCCGGUGAACGGCCAAACGGCGAUCAUUUCGAGUUCACACGUCGCUUGUUGUUCCUGCUCGUUACUGGCGUCGUUCAUUUCUACAAGUUGUUGAAAUAAUCCAAUCCGCUGACGCUGCAAUUCGCCGUUCAGCAUAAUGUCUUAUAAAUCGAAAAAGCAUACGUACCUCAAAAAGGAAAUCGAUAGCUUGUUUUAUAAUGCUUUUUAUGACACAAGUUAUGUUUCUUUGACAACAUUUACUGCAGAAGACAUAGCAAAUUAUAAAUUGAGCUUAAUUAAAAAUAAGAAUAAGACACCCAAAAAAGUUAGUAAUAUAACUAAAGACAAUAAAACUUCUAAAAGCAAUAAAAGGUCAAAAGAUGAUAAAAAGCCAAAAGAUGAUAAAAAGUCAAAAGAUGAUAAAAAGUCUAAAGAUGUUAAAACGUCUAAAGAUGACAAAACGUCUAAAGACAACACAAUUAUAGACGAUGAGCCUGCUAAAAAAAAACAGAAAUUGGAUACAAAUGGAAUAGAUGUUUUGAAAUUAGUAUUAUCUAGAGAGGGUGAAACUCAUAAAUUUAAAUCACAAUUCAAGUCUUCGUUAAAACCCAAUAAGGAAAUUGCGUCCAUCAGUACAGCAGAGGAUGAACCCAUAGUAAUUGAUUGCGACGAAUCUACCACAACUCCUAAUUCUUCAGCUUCGAAUUUCAAACAAAGGCUCUGGGUCAAAGAUAUUAAGGAAAUGAUGGAUGCAGCUAAUUACAUAAAGUGGCAGAAAAUAAUCAAUUAUGAUAAUAAACCCAAUCAUCCAACAAAUGGCAUGAAAAAGUUAGCAGUUGUUAAACUACCUGUAAGCGGACCUAAAGUAACUGGACUUAAACACGCUGUAAAUGGCAAAAAAUAUGUAAAAGGGCAUUUAGUUAAAAUUGAAAAAUUAUACAAAAAGUAUUUCAGCAAAUCCGUACAAGAUACUAUCGUGAUUAUUGCAAAUAUACUCAAUAUAAUUUCAAUGUCUAACAAACAUCACAAGGCACGAAUGGAUGAAUCUUUUAAGAAAAGAACUGAAGCUGAAAAACUUAAAGAAAGAUGCGAUGCCAACCGAUUACAUGGAAGGCAUAAAAAAAUUCUAGAAACAAAGUUGAAAAACAAUUUUAUAAACGUUGUAUCAUCUUUUGAAAUGUCGGAAUUUGAUUCUGCAUUUCAAAUGUUUUUUCUAAGUAUAUUAACUGUACUUCGAGUUUUGGAUCAGCCCAAAUUCAAAAAAGGUAGUAUCUUCAAAAAUUUGGUACUUUUACUAUGGAAUAGUUUGAAGAACAGUGAAUAUAACCAUCCCAAAAUUUUUUCAAUGUUCCGGUCAAAGACAUUUCGACCUGACUGCAUUGAUUUAAUAAGUCUAAUUGAAGAUAGUCGGGAUAUGGACUCUGGAGUCACCGAUCGCAUGUCAUUGUUUUUUGUAUCAACAGUAACCAGUCGGGAAUGUUUUCAACCAGUUAUUGAUGCUGUCACCGGUGAUUCGAAUGAAGACCUGGGGUUAUUAAUCGAUAAUGCAAUUUUUCAAUGUUCCAUUAGUUCAAAGUUUACAGAUCCUGUAGAUUCACCAACUUCACAAUAUUCAGAUGACAAAAUACCAACAACAGAAACUAUCCCAAGCACUAUCAAUUCUGAGGAAAUAAUUCAACACUGGGUCCUAGCCAAAAAUCCAGAUGGAACUUACCAACAAAUACCUGUGAUAAAUGGUCAUAAUACCCAAACCAUUGGUAAUACUGCAUUAAGACCAACAAUUUUAACGAGCCAGCCGUUAAAUAACUUCUAUCAAACAUUUUCUUCUUCUCUACAAAAUAAAACUUUUGAACCUUCUACUUCUAAAGUGAUACCAACAAACAAAUGUUUUGUUGUCGCGACAACUAUUUCCCACAGUCCUUUGGUACAAGUAACAGCAUCUUUGUCAAAAUCUGCUACACCAAUACCAGCAACAACAACAACAUUUGUGACGUUCAAACCAGCAGUUCCGAAUAAUAUAUCUAUGGCAAACAAUUAUUUUCAUAGAGAAGGUGGCACUAUUGUAGUUGGUAACAAACAGUAUCAAUUGGUUAAGGGGCCAACAGGUCAAAUGAGAGCAGUAAUCAAUAAACCUAAAACAUUUGUUAAGCCACCGCAAAUCAUUAUGACCAAAUGUUACGCAAGAAAUUGUACCAAGUCUGCAACAAUAAUGUGCAGUAGCUGUACAUCGGUGAAAUACUGUUCCCAUAACUGCCAACGACAUGACUGGUAUGAUAGUCACAUAAAUGACUGUGAUCAACUGCUAAACAAAAAGUAGAGACCCUAAACUUUCCAUUACAUAUAUAAAUAAUUUUAAUGUAAUAUAUAUAUAUAUUAAAGGCGUUUUCAUGGAAAUAUUUUUACUUAAAAAAAAUAUGGAUUUCCUAUGCUUUUAUAUUCUAAUAUUUCUUACGUUGGUAUAUAAAGUUUGUAUAAUUACGGUUGAUUACUAUUAAGUUUAAAAAUUUAAAUAUUACUAUAUAGUUUUAAGGGUUUUUGUUAAUUGUUAAUUCUUUUUAUCUGUACCUGUAAUUUAUUUUUUUUUCCAGGGAGGGUCGCCAAAAUAAAUAACUAAGUUUUAGUAUUUUAAAUUAUAAAAUAUGUGUUUCUUGAUUUAAUUUAUGUUUGUAUAUAAAUAAAAAAUAAAAGUUAUUUAUGGGAUACUGAGUAGAGUAUGCCUUUGGUAUGGAUCCUACUAUGUAGGUUCAAAAUACCUACAAAACAAAAAAAAAAAAUUACAAUAAUAAAAUAUCAUAAAGCGUGUAUAUAUAACUUUACACAUCAGUUUUACCGUAUUUAGUAAUUAAAUAAAUUAUUUAUGUAUGCUUAUAAUACCUAUAUAAUAUUUCUUAACUUUGUGAUCUAAUAAAUAUUAAGUUUAAUUGUA